AACACACACACAAACACACACACAAACACACACACAAACACACACACAAACACACAAUACCACAAAAUCCCAUCAGACAGAAUUUCCACACAAUUCACACAUCAACAACUUCAUUUUUCAAUUUCUGCUGCUACAAUCUCUCACUUGUGUUGUCUUACAGCUGCCAGAGACAUCUCUAGGAAGUCUAGACAAGCCUAAGGCCCUUGAGUUCUUCCACAUCGAGUCUCUAAGUCAUCCCAACUACCCGAUCCUCAUUGAGGCUCGCACGCCAGAGAUUAGAGACUCUUGGCUCUCAGGCAUCGAGGAGUACGUCGUUGAUACAGCAUCGGUCGAGGACCUGCUCUUUGACGACGAACUCCGCGUCCUCUCCCAGGAUAUAGACGAGGAGGACGCAGGUGUCGUAUCUCCUGUCCCGGAGGUCCAGGAGUUCGAGGACCUUCCCGAGGACGACGAACUUUCCGAUCCGUUCCCCAGAAAGUCUCAAGUGACCAUCGAGAGAGAGCCUUCUCCUCCACACAAGAGACAGAAACCCGAAACACAGCCGCUAGAAGGAGUGCAGGAAGCCGCGAAGUCAGGCCCGGAAGCAUCUACCCAGCAGAGAGCAGCAGUAGCAGCAGCAGCAGCAGAACCCGCCAGCAGCCCUAAAGCGGCGGAGCAGCAGGCAAAAGGACUUACACUAGAGCAGGUAGAGGCACCAGAACCCAGUGUUGUAGCAGAGCAGGGACAGGCCCCCACCACAGCGUCACCACCCACCACCCCAAAGGAAACCCAACUUGCCGAGCAACAGGACCUCGCUGAGGGACUGUUGAAGGCAGACGCUAGCCCCGUCUCGGAGGCGCUCUUGACGGAUCCCGACGCCUGUGUAGAACCUCAUGGGGCAGUAGGGGACAUUUGGAGCGAGAGAGACCUAUCACCACCCUCAAAGAAGGCCAAAAUCCCAACCAGAGUUGAGGAGGAGGAGACUUUGCAGGAAGCACAGGAAGGCUCUGUAACCACUGCUGGGGAGGCUGAGGCUGAGGGCCUGCAGGAGGAGGAGAUCGAUAUAUGGGGAUCGCGAGGCUCCUCCCCACCACUGAGAAUAGGACAAGCCACACAAGCCCAGGAGGGUACCCCAUCACCGCCUUCAGGAGGACCACCUGAUCAGGAUCUUCUAACUGAGUCACCUGUAAAGGAGCCUGAAGAAAAUGAUUUUUGGGGUCCAGGAGAUGUAUCGCCUCCACUAAGGAUAAGGGCCACUGAAGAAACUAUAGAAGCUACUCCUUCACCGCCUGGCGAAGAACAGCUCGAGGAGAAACCUAGAGUUGAAGCGGAAGAAACAAGUCCUGAAGGUUCCCAACGAGAAGAAAUUGAUAUAUGGGGUUCCCGAGAGACUUCUCCGCCAUUGAGGAUCAGACCUGAGAUCGUUGAUACAGAACCCACCUCGCAGUUACCCGCCGAAAAAGCGACAACUGAAGAGCCCGAAGAUGAGGAGGAGGAGGAGCAGGACUCCGACGACUUCUGGGUAGCUAAAGAUUCUCCGCCACCAAUUAGGAGGAUAAAAAUAGAGGUGGAGGAGACAGAGGAGAGGGAAGCAGAACAAAAAAAUGAUGGAGAUGAGACCAGAGAAACGUGUCAGACAGACGACAAUGACGAAGAUCUCGUAGAAAGGUGGUUUGGUGCAGAAGACACUCACACCCGGGUCGUCGUCUUGGAGUCAAUACAAAAGCAGGAAGAGGAGAAGUUUUGGAAAUCAAAGGCCACGAUUGAAGUCACUAGUGACGAGACAUCGGCAGUCAGACAUCAGGCUGUAGAAGAAACUGAACAGGAAAUUUCCGAACAGUUCAGGCAAAACGAAUCUAACGUCACCAUCUGGAGCUCGGAAGCGUUUUCGACUUCGCUGAGACCACGAAGAGCAGUUCCCUUUAUAGACGAAGAAGAAGAAAAAGAGCGAAUCGUUACAGGUACCGAGGAGACUCCAAUCGAACCGACAGAAGAGUCGCCAGACGAAGCACUGCUCGAGAGAUGGUUUGAUUCAGAUGAAGCGAGAACACAAGUUGUGUAUGAAAUUGUUACAGAAGAAAGAGAACAGCUGGAACAUGUUAGUGACGAAGAACAUCUCUCUCCGCCUCCUAAGAGGCGCAAAAGCUUUAGAGACGAACAAUUGCAAGACGUGAAGGAGGAGGAAGACGAGGUUGCGGAUAUUUGGGGACCAAGAGCCUUUUCGCCGCCACCGAGAAGCCAUGUUAUAGUGACUGAAGAAGUUACUCCUUCACCACCUAAUGAAGUAGAGACUCUCGAAGAGCCAGCAGGUGAAGUUACAGCAGAAGUGGAAGUGGCUGUUGAGGAACCUACAGCUGAAACUUCUCUUGUAGUUGAAGAAAUAGAAGAGAUCAAUAUUUGGGGUUCAAGAGACUCUUCACCACCACUGAGGAGACCUGUUGCAGAAAUUGAAGUUACUCCUUCGCCACCUGUAGAAGUAGAGACUCUUGAAGAACCUCCACUUGAAGCUGCUCCUUCGCCACCUGUAGAAGUAGCAGCUGUUGAAGAACCAACAGCUGAAGAUGCUCCUGUAGCUGAAGAAAUCGACAUUUGGGGUUCUGGAGACUCUUCACCUCCACUGAGGAGACCUUUUGCAGAAGUUGAAGUUACUCCUUCACCGCCUGCUGAAGUAGAGACUCUUGAAGAACCUCCACUUGAAGCUGCUCCUUCGCCACCUGUAGAAGAAGCAGUUGUUGAGGAACCAACAGUUGAAGAUGAAGAUGCUCCUGUAGCUGAAGAAAUCGACAUUUGGGGUUCAAGGGACUCUUCACCACCACUAAGAAGACCUUUUGCAAAAGUUGAAGUUACUCCUUCACCGCCUGCUGAAGUAGAGACUCUUGAAGAACCUCCACUUGAAGCUGCCCCUUCGCCACCUGUAGAAGAAGAAGCCGUUGAAGAACCAACAGCUGAAGAAAUCGACAUUUGGGGUUCAAGGGACUCUUCACCACCACUAAGAAGACCUGUUGCAGAAGUUGAAGUUACUCCUUCACCGCCUGCUGAAGUAGAGACUCUUGAAGAACCUCCACUUGAAGCUGCCCCUUCGCCACCUGUAGAAGAAGAAGCCGUUGAAGAACCAACAGCUGAAGAAAUCGACAUUUGGGGUUCAAGGGACUCUUCACCACCACUAAGAAGACCUGUUGCAGAAGUUGAAGUUACUCCUUCACCGCCUGCUGAAGUAGAGACUCUUGAAGAACCUCCACUUGAAGCUGCCCCUUCGCCACCUGUAGAAGAAGAAGCCGUUGAAGAACCAACAGCUGAAGAAAUCGACAUUUGGGGUUCAAGGGACUCUUCACCACCACUAAGAAGACCUGUUGCAGAAGUUGAAGUUACUCCUUCACCGCCUGCUGAAGUAGAGACUCUUGAAGAACCUCCACUUGAAGCUGCUCCUUCGCCACCUGUAGAAGUAGCAGCUGUUGAAGAACCAACAGCUGAAGAUGCUCCUGUAGCUGAAGAAAUCGACAUUUGGGGUUCUGGAGACUCUUCACCUCCACUGAGGAGACCUUUUGCAGAAGUUGAAGUUACUCCUUCACCGCCUGCUGAAGUAGAGACUCUUGAAGAACCUCCACUUGAAGCUGCUCCUUCGCCACCUGUAGAAGAAGCAGUUGUUGAGGAACCAACAGUUGAAGAUGAAGAUGCUCCUGUAGCUGAAGAAAUCGACAUUUGGGGCUCAAGGGACUCUUCACCACCACUAAGAAGACCUGUUGCAGAAGUUGAAGUUACUCCUUCACCGCCUGCUGAAGUAGAGACUCUUGAAGAACCUCCACUUGAAGCUGCUCCUUCGCCACCUGUAGAAGAAGCAGUUGUUGAGGAACCAACAGUUGAAGAUGAAGAUGCUCCUGUAGCUGAAGAAAUCGACAUUUGGGGUUCAAGAGACUCUUCACCUCCACUAAGAAGACCUGUUGCAGAAGUUGAAGUUACUCCUUCACCGCCUGCUGAAGUAGAGACUCUUGAAGAACCUCCACUUGAAGCUGCCCCUUCGCCACCUGUAGAAGAAGAAGCCGUUGAAGAACCAACAGCUGAAGAAAUCGAUAUUUGGGGUUUAAGAGACUCUUCACCUCCACUGAGGAGACCUGAGACAAAGGUUGACGUCUCCCCACCUGCCGAAGGCCCCAAAGUUGGGGAUAUUGUAGUUGCUGAAAAAUCUGAAGAAGUUGAAAUUUGUGCCACUGGAAAAACUUCGUUGCCUUUAAGAUCUGUUGUGAAGGUGGAUGACGCGUCUCUUUCACCACCGGACACUGAGGCUGAAGACGCUGGACUUCCAUCUGACUUCUGGUCUCGCAACGAGUCACCACCUCUGAGGCCAAAACUUGUGUUAGACUCAGUACCUGAGCCGAUUGGAGUCGAGACAGCAGACGCUAGCAAAACCUCAGAUGAUGUCUUCUUGCUGUUUGACGAACUCGCAGAGGAGAGUAAACCGCUUCUACCAGAUGGCACCGAGGAUUUGUCAGGGGACUUUUGGGCCGGCAGAUCCAUUUCUCCGCGCACUGGGUCUAAACACUCGCAGACCCCGACGGAAGAGGCGGAAGAGGUAGACUUUUGGGCCAAAACAGGAGACGACUCUCCUCCUCUAAGACUCAAGGCUGGUGAAGUCUUCCCUGCAGAGGUUGCAGAGCUCCCUGGGGACGUUCCGUCCCCCGAGUCUGCUUCCCCCCAACGAUCAAAGACUCCAACUCCAGAAGAGGAAAUAGGCAAAGAUAAGGAAGUGCAAGCAAUGUCGCAGAAGUUGAGCGAACAAUUGGCUCUACAACAACGACAACAACAAGAGGAAGAAGAAGAGAGAAAGAAGAGAGAGAGAGAACAGGCGAGGUUAGAUAAGGAGCGUGAAGAACAAGAGAAGCAAGAGAAAGAGAGGUUAGAGAAAGAGAAGAAAGAAAGGGAAGAAAAAGAAAAGAAAGAGAGAGAAGAGAAAGAAAAACUAGAGAAAGAGAAGAAAGAAAAGGAAGAAAAAGAAAAGAGAGACUAG
Procambarus clarkii (red swamp crayfish) is the source of this 4981-nucleotide messenger RNA. The record is from RefSeq and is a predicted model, not a curated record. NCBI's taxonomy places the organism in Eukaryota, Metazoa, Arthropoda, Malacostraca, Decapoda, Cambaridae.